GUUCCCCUGGUUUCAAUGCUGUUAUUAGUGAGGUCGAGUUCCCUGGUUUCAAUGCUGUUAUUAGUGAGGUCGAGUUCCCCUGGUUUCAUAUGCUGUUAUUAGUGAGGUCGAGUUCCCCUGUUCCCUGAUUUUCUUUUUUCAAUAACUGUUAAAUCAUGAAAUGUCAUGAAUUUCUGCAGAAUGGGUGGAUGGCUGUAUUUGUUACCCUGUUAAGUUGUGUUUAUUUGUUAAUGCGAAUCUAUACAGUUAUAGUGCACAGCAAAUGUAGGUUGUGUUGUACAAAUGGCAAUAAUUGCUAUUUGAAUAGAAAGAAUAAUUGAAUCACCCUCAAGUUAAUGGUGGUUUUAUAUUCUGCAGGCAGGGGGCGCUACAGUUCAUUCUAACGUGGGAUUCGGGAGUCCUAUAAAUUAAAUAUUGUAGUCCGUAAUAAACGGUGUAUUAUGCAAAGCUUUAUAUUUAUACACAUCAACACACAGUUUAAUACCGAUUGAAUAAGUAAAUACAAUCAUUUGAGCGUUAAAAUGCAGUAGCCCACUCUGAAAUCUAAUAUCAUGGAUUGUAUUAUAAGGAGCUAUUAUUACAGCAACCUUUAAUAGUUGAUGUAGGCCCAGCUAACUCAUGCAAACUUAUGCAAAUAAUUAAGAGUAAAAUAUUAAACCGCCAACAGGGGGACAGUCUCUAAAAGCAGUUACAGUUUUACAUCUUCGUGAUGUCAUUCUCUGUUGGAGCAUUUCGCGGCAGCAGCAGGCGACACAGGUUGGGGGAAUCACGAGAAAGAGGGGGGGAGUUGACAGUUUACCAGGCGUAAAAGACUGGGAAACGAAGCCAAUAGACGAGCUACAAUUUAAAGAACAAAAGCAGCUGUCCGUCAACCUCUCCAAAACGCAGUCAUGUUAUCUUUAUCCGUUAGGAUAUGUUUUUAUUCUGAAUAGGCUAUUAUUCUCCAAUUACAUCGUUCUCUUCUAGCAAAACAUCCCAMGAUAGGAUAGAGUGGAUGUUAUUGUAAUAAUAGCCAUGAAUUCGGCGGAACAGACGGUAACGUGGCUGAUAACGUUGGGGGUCUUGGAGUCACCGAAAAAGACAAUUUCUGACCCUGAAGGAUUCCUGCAGUCUUCUCUCAAAGAUGGGGUUGUCCUGUGCAAGCUGGUGGAGCGAUUGCGCCCUGGUUCUGUUGAGAAAAUCUUCCAAGAACCAAGGAAUGAUAGUGAGUUCCAGAGCAAUAUAAAGGAGUUUCUGAAAGGCUGCGGGUCCUUCCGAGUGGAGCCAUUUGAGGUCAAUGACCUUCUCCAGGGACUGAACUUCACCAAGGUGCUCAACUCUCUGGUGGCACUGGCCAAAGCCACCGAGGACAUAGGAGUGGGCAGUGACUCUGUGUGUGCGCAUCACUCGUCCUCGUUACGGAUCAAGUCGUUUGACUCUCUGAACACUCAGUCUCCCCGCGGACGCUCCUCCAAGCUCCUCCACAACCAGUACCGCAGCCUGGACAUGUCGGAGAGCGGUGGGCAGCGGGUACUGGUGAGGGCCAAYUUCACCUUCCAGCAGACCAAUGAAGACGAGCUGUCCUUCAACAAGGGUGACAUGAUCAGUGUGUCYCGCCAGGAAGACGGCGGCUGGUGGGAGGGCUCGUUCAACGGCAACAAGGGCUGGUUCCCUAGCAACUAUGUCAAGGAGGUCAAAGYCAGCGACAACCCAGUGUCUCCUAAGUCUGGCACCCUCAAAAACCCUGUGAAAGGCUUUGACACACCAGCUGUCAGCAAGACCUACUAUAACCUGGUGCUCCAGAACAUUCUAGAGACCGAGACCGAGUAUUCCAAGGAGCUCCAAAGCCUACUGACCUCAUACCUGCACUCACUGCAACCCACAGACAAGUUGAGCAGUGCAGACGUCAGUCACAUUCUGGGGAAUCUGGAGGACAUCUCUACCUUCCAGCUGAUGUUGGUUCAGUCCUACGAGGAAUGUACCAGGCUUCCAGAGAGCCAGCAGAGAGUAGGGGGCUUCUUCCUCAACCUGCUGCCCCAGAUGAAGGCUCUCUACAUGGCCUACUGCUCCAACCACCCCUCGGCUGUCAACGUCCUCACAGAACACAGUGAGGAGCUGGGGGAGUUUAUGGAGGGGAAGGGAGCCAGUAGUCCAGGUAUCCUGACCCUCACCACUGGUCUCAGUAAACCCUUCAUGAGGCUGGACAAAUACCCUACACUGCUGAAGGAACUGGAGAGACACAUGGAGGUGCAUCAUCCUGAUCAACCAGACAUCCAGAAGUGUUUGACCUCCUUCAAAAGCCUCUCUGCUCGGUGUCAGGAGGUGAGGAAACGUAAGGAGCUGGAGCUGCAGAUUCUAACUGAGACGAUCAGACGCUGGGAGGGAGAUGACAUCAGAACCCUGGGCCCUGUCCUGUACAUGUCACACACACUCUGCCACACACACGGAUCAGAGGAGAAGAGUGAACGCUACCUCCUGCUGUUCCCAAAUGUUCUCCUACUGCUGUCUGCCAGCUCCAGAAUGAGUGGAUUCAUCUACCAGGGUAAGCUGCCAUUGACAGGAAUGCUUAUCUCAAGGAUAGAAGAUUGUGAGGUGGUCAAAAACGCUUUUGAAAUAUCAGGAAGUACGUGUGAGCGGAUGCAGGUGGUAUGUAACAACCAGCAGGAUUUGCAGGAGUGGGUGGAGCAUCUGUCAAGACACACUCAGAUCAGAAACGCCCCCUCCGUGAUCAUGACCACACCCACCGCCAAGCCCCAGUCUGUCCCCUGCCACACGCUCCCGUCCCAUCCCCUGACCCCCUCCAGACACUCAGAGAGUAGGGGUGUAUCUGGGGGCCCUGCCUACCACACCCUACCCCACCCCUCCUCCCACGGGGRCCCUCAAACCRCCCCCAUGUGGGGUCCCCUGGAGCCCCCCAGCACCCCCAAACCCUGGAGCCUCAGCUGCCUCCGCCCCGCGCCCCCACUCAAGCCCUCGGCAGCACUUUGRRAUAAAGAGGAUKUGAGUAAAAGUCCUAAGAGUAUGAAGAAGCUGCUGCCUAAGCGUAAGCCUGAGAGGAAACCUUCAGAUGAGGACUUUGCUACCAGGAAGAGUACUGCAGCUCUGGAGGAGGAUGCCCAGAUCCUGAAAGUGAUCGAGGCCUACUGCACCAGCGCCAAAACACGACAGACACUCAACUCAACAUGGCAGGGUACUGAUUUGAUGCAUAACCACGUGCUGGCCGAGCCAGUUGACCGGUCCAGUGUGGACACUAUAGGUUGCCGUAGCAGCCUGUCCAGAGGGACCGAGCCCUGGUCUGACCUAUCAGAGGACUCGGAUUAUGACAGUAUAUGGACCGCCAGUAGUUACAGGACCUCCUCCGCUUCUCGAUCCAGGGAGAAGUCAGGUCUGCACAUGCUCUUCCCUGAGGAGGAGAAGAUCAUCGUGGAGGAGACCAAGAGCAACGGACAGACUGUCAUCGAGGAGAAGACUCUAGUAGACACGGUGUAUGGGCUGAAGGAUGAAGUACAGGAGCUGAAACAGGACAACAAGAAGAUGAGGAGGACCCUGGAUGAAGAGCAGAAAGCCAGGAAGGAGCUGGAGAAGAUCCUGAGGAGAGUCCUGAAGAACAUGAAUGACCCCACCUGGGAUGAGACCAACCUGUGAAUACUCAGAUGACAUCACAUCAACGUGGUUGGGUUCGGGCUCCACCGUGACGAGACCAACCUGUGAAUACUCAGAUGACAUCGCAUCAACGUGGUUGGGUUCGGGCUCCACCGUGACUGGACCAAAGUUGUUAACCACAAAGCCAUCUGACGUAACACUGUGAACUGACACACUGUGGAACACUGAUCUGUCACUGUUGUAAGAGACUGGGUGUGGUCCAAAGUCAAAACAGCCAAUGAAAAUGCAACGUAGCGUCCCUGAAUCACUCUGGAAGACUAUUGGCUGCGACAUGGACCUCAGACCUCUUUGUGUUGAUCUGGGAUUGGAAAGAGGCUGGAACAAUCACACUAGUGAAGAUACGUGGUUUGCUCUUCUCAUCUUUGCUGAUCUGCACUGGUAUGUGCAGUAGGUCCCUAGUGCCUACAAAGGGAUUUCCUUCCACCUGUCCAGUUUGAUGCAGAUGAAAGACGAGGAAAGGUAGCCACAGUAGACUAUUGAGAUGCAACCCAGACGAUUUUGACAGAUGAGGAUUUUGUCACUGCCUGCAUUACCCUGCUGCCAAGCUCCUCAACACCCCCACCCUCCUCUUACCCCACUKUGGAGCAUCUCCCUGCCCAUUCCUCUGAGCCUUGUAGGAACCUAUGGCCAACACACAGAACAGCAUAACCUCUAGCUCAUUCUGCAUGUUUCCAUGGAAACCUUAGCAAUCCAAUACUGGAACGUUUUCAGGUGAUUUUUGAUGCUUUCUGAUGAUGAUUAUUUGAAAUAUUCUGGAUGACCUAUUUCUUGUUUGUUACUGUUAUUUUACCUGAUAAUGGACUUUCUAUUUUAAUGCUUUCCUGAAAACACUGUAUUUCUACUUUUGCUUUUCUAGUUUGUCACUUAUGAUUUGUACAGAAACUAACCGUAGCGUCUCAAAUUAAUAUCAUGAAAUGUGCCUUGGGGAAAUUAUUCCAUGAUAUUAGCUUACAUUUCUGGCAGGCUCUUCAGUUUAAAAUACUUCAAAUAUUCCAAUGCAAUAUUGAUUCCAAUGAUGAACACUAAUGUAAGCUACUUAUCUAACUAUUUCAGAUUCUAUGUUAUGUCUGUAAUUUAUGUAUUUAAAUGAAAUUGACUGAGAAAGGUAUUGUGCACUCCUUAAGUCUAUUGUUCAGUGAAAACCUCCCUCCCAUAUCCCUCCUAUUUAUUACCUCUUCCUCUAUCACUCUUCUCAGCUUGUCUCUGAAUUAAACCAGUAAACUGAA
Salvelinus sp. IW2-2015 is the source of this 4868-nucleotide messenger RNA. Its product is annotated as rho guanine nucleotide exchange factor 7. Gene Ontology annotation, cellular component: lamellipodium; cytoplasm. Lineage: Eukaryota; Metazoa; Chordata; Actinopteri; Salmoniformes; Salmonidae. Gene Ontology annotation, molecular function: guanyl-nucleotide exchange factor activity; protein binding. Gene Ontology annotation, biological process: lamellipodium assembly; intracellular signal transduction. The record is from RefSeq and is a predicted model, not a curated record.